This is a messenger RNA of Harpia harpyja (harpy eagle), 7204 nucleotides long. It is a transcript of the gene MGAT4C, whose product is annotated as MGAT4 family member C. The transcript has 6 exons. The record is from RefSeq and is a predicted model, not a curated record. NCBI's taxonomy places the organism in Eukaryota, Metazoa, Chordata, Aves, Accipitriformes, Accipitridae. Gene Ontology annotation, molecular function: acetylglucosaminyltransferase activity. Gene Ontology annotation, biological process: protein N-linked glycosylation. The coding region runs from base 529 to 1962 and encodes 477 amino acids.
CAGACUGCAGAUGAGAGACUCGGGAGCAGAGACAAUUUUAACUUAGCCAUCCCUAAUUUAUCUCAAGCUUUUUCAAUUCAUCUUCACUGCUCUAUGCACACUGGAACACCAGAUUGUCAACCCCUGGGAACAGAAUGCAACCAGGGAUCUAGAGAGCUGUCACAUCCUGAGAAAUAUUUAAAUUGUGCUGAUUUUCUUCUGGAGUGCUGAGCAGAGGGAAUGAAACUCUCCAUCAAGUCAUAGCUUUGCGGGCAAUAGAUCAGAGGAUACUGCCAGUUUUUCUAAUGGAUUAUUGUUAUCGGGCAGGUUCUUCCUGAAGACUUUUUAGUGAAGCAGCUGUAUCUUCGAUUUCAUUGUGUGACCUUGAGACUUAAUGUCAAGCCCUUAAGAUAACUGCUAGAUUUGGCAAGGUUAAAAGCAGGAAUUUGCAUUGUGGACUUUCUAAUCAGACACCCAACCUGUUCUUUGACCUGAUAAGAGUACGGCUGGACAUUGUGAAAGGUGACACUACCGUAUGCCUUUCUUCACAUGAGACACAGCUUGAAAUAUUUUGAUAAGAUGAGAUGCUUGCGGAAACGAUCAGCAGUGUCAUUCUUAGGAGUCCUUGUCAUUUGCUUGCUGUUCAUGAACUUGUACAUUGAAGAUGGGUAUGUUUUGGAAGGGGACAAGCAAUUAAUCAGAGAAACAGCCACGCACCAGCUCAACCCAGAGCGCUAUGUUCACACUUUUAAAGAUUUGUCUAAUUUCUCAGGAUCUAUAAACAUUUCCUAUCGCUACCUAGCUGGCACGCCUUUGCCAAGGAAAAGGUAUCUUACAAUUGGGCUAUCCUCUGUGAAACGGAAAAAGGGAAACUACUUGCUCGAGACCAUCAAGUCCAUAUUUGAGCAGUCAAGUUAUGAGGAACUCAAAGAAAUCGCAGUGGUAGUGCAGCUGGCAGAUUUUGACUCAGCCUGGUGUGAAGGGAUGGUCCAGGAUAUUUCACAGAAAUUUGCACAUCACAUAAUUGCGGGCAGAUUAAUAGUUAUUCACGUCCCUGAAGAGUAUUAUCCUGUACUGGAUGGCCUCAAGAGAAAUUACAAUGACCCAGAGGACCGUGUGAAGUUUCGAUCCAAACAAAAUGUAGAUUAUGCUUUCCUUCUUAACUUCUGUGCUAAUCUUUCUGACUACUAUGUGAUGUUAGAAGAUGACGUUCGCUGCUCAAAGAAUUUUUUGACUGCUGUUAAGAAAGUAAUUACCUCACGAGAAGGAUCCUACUGGGUGACUUUGGAAUUCUCCAAACUGGGGUACAUUGGAAAGCUUUACCAUUCCCAUGACCUCCCACGCCUGGCCCAUUUUUUGUUGAUGUUCUACCAAGAAAUGCCUUGCGAUUGGCUGCUCAUCCACUUUCGUGGGCUGUUAGCUCAGAAGGAAGUGAUACGUUUUAAGCCAUCUCUUUUCCAGCACAUGGGAUACUACUCGUCUUACAAAGGAGCUGAAAACAAGCUAAAGGAUGAUGAUUUUGAAGAGGAAUCUUUUGAUAUCCCUGACAACCCACCUGCAAACUUGCACACCAACAUGAAUGUAUUUGAAAACUAUGAGGCAAGCAAGGCUUACAGCAGCAUUGAUGAGUACUUCUGGGGCAAAGCUCCUUCUACGGGAGACUUCUAUGGGAUUGUAUUUGAAAAGCCCAUUAAAAUCAAUAAAAUUAAAGUUGUCACUGGAACUGAAGACCGGCAAAAUGACAUUUUGCAUCAUGGGGCCCUGGAAGUAGGAGAAAAGAUUGUAGGGAGUAAAAAAGGGAGACAGUGUACUACUUACUUGAGACUAGGGGAAUUCAAAAAUGGGAAUUUUGAAAUAACAGAUGUAGAGCACAAAGUUCUGUUUGAUAUUAACUGCAUGAGAAUACUUGUUACCAAAAGUCAAAAAGAAUGGCUGAUCAUUAGGAGCAUUAGCGUCUGGACUUCUCAAAUGCCAAAUCAAUAAAGCAAAACCACCUGAGAAGGUACAGAGUGCAUACAAUCAGCUGGGUCCCAACUGGUGCCAUUCCCCAGAAAAACUGACAUUUCCAACUCUUCACUAGAGACACGGAAGAUCUGGGGAAAUCACAAAACAAGCAAAGCAAUUUAUUUUUUACUAGUUUGGCCAGGCAAUAUACAAACACUUAUUUGUUGACACUUUUGAAUUUUAUAGGAAAUGCAAAGUUCUCGAACCUCUCUUGAACCCCUUUUUUAUUAUCAUUUCUCUGUAAGAGAGAUUUUCUGGACUAAACAGAACAAAACAGAACAUCCUAUAAUUACCAAAAGGUUUAAAGCUAUGACCAGUACGUUGUGAAAAGAAAUUGGAUUGCACCUUACGCACAUAUAAAUUUAAAAUGUUUUGGUAGUAUGCGUUUGUACAAUAGUUGGUGAUGUGUUUCUUAUAAAGGCAGUUGUGACAAGGAAAUCUGUCCUGAAACUGGCAGUUUCAUUCUGAGCACUGUAAUAAAAUAGUGUGGCUAAUCAUUGCAACUUCUUUUCAAAAGGGAAUGUAUGUAAAAUUAUAAAUCUGACAUGACAACUAUGUAAAAAAUAGAUAAUUGCAUCUGUUAUUCUGUCUCAACAAAUAUCCUUUGUUCUUUUUCCUGGGUCCUUUCACUGAAACGAGCACUACUUGGAUUCUUUAUUACUUAGGGGACCAAUUUACUCUCCUUAUUCGAACAAAAUGCCUCACAGUAAGCAAGCAUUCUGCUUGAGUACAGAUGUCGCUAUCAAACCCAAGCACCUCAAGGGCAACACUGUUCUCUAAGACAGGCAUCUUAACAGACCUCAGCUUCAACAUUCCCUGUUCCUUUACAACAUGCAGAACUCCCCAUGAGUUUGCACACAGCUGAAUACUACAGCAUGCUUUCCAAGGACUGUUAUGCCUUCCAUAUCUACAUGUCCAGUCCAUGUAUGAUACAAACAUAAAGUGUACCAGUUAAUCAAUUGGAGGUGAACGUAAUCACCAGUCUUUCCCAGAUGAUCUCUAGCCAAUAGAGCAGAUGCAAAAGGAAGAAUCUUGAUUCGAUGAAAAAUUAAAAUGUUUCUAAAUUAGUUUUUCUUUUUUCUUCAGUUUUCUAAUUAUCAUGUUAGUUUUGUAGACGUCUUCCCACUGCCUCUGGUUAUUCCUUGUAAGCUUAUUUUGCCUAGCUUUAGCCAAUAAGCAGGAAAGUACCCUCAGUCCUCAUGACUUCAGUGUCAACUCUAGACUUUUAGUGCAACACACAGGGAGGCUGUAGAGCUGUAUGAUUUAUACUAUAUGCAUACAUUUGCAUUAGCAGAAUCUCCAGCCUCUCUCAAGUAGACACACUAAGAAAUCCAUGAGUAUCAAGUGUGACACAGAUGAACACUGUAUUGUCAGUCUCCUGAAUACUGUGGUUAUCAUCUAACUGCAUGUAUGGGUUUUAGUGAAACCUGGAAGGCAAGGAUUAAAUUUCAAGAAAGCCUGCACUGACCAAGAGUGAACUAACUACUGUACUCAACACAUCCAAACCUAACAUGGCUAUUUCAGAGAGGUAAAUUAUUCAAAAAUCUACACAAAACAGCAAUGGAAUUGCUUUUCCUGGUUCAUAAAUCCUGAUAAAUUCAGGUCCAGGUUUGGCAAAUCCCCCAAUACAGAGGUAAGGUACAUUUUAAAAUAAAUCUUCUGGUAUAUGCUUCUACAUAAUUCAGAAAAGCAUCCUUUUCUCAAAGAAAGUCUUUGUUUCUUUGUUCUUUAAUACACACCAAAACCUCUGUUCUUCAUCUACAUAUCUUCAGUAAAAUAGAUUAAAAGUGGCAUACAUGUUCAAUCUGAAAAGGAAAAUAACUUUUUUUUAAAAUGAAAAAUACAUGCUAAUCUCAAAUGAUUAUAAAUACUUAUGAAGGACUUGCUUUUUAACAGUGAUCUUCCAUGACCACCAAAUAAUUAGUUGAUAAUUAGUCAUUAAUCAACACCAGUUUUUUUUAAUGAACUGUCAUUCUUCUAUUUUUCCUUUCCUUGAUCAUUAACUAUUAGUGCCAAAAUCAACAUACCUAUGUUAAACAGGAACAUUACCUUUACUUUUAUUCAGAAAUGCAGUAUGUCCAAACCAAUCUUCUAAAUUGGAAUGGAAAAUAUACUCAAUCCCAAGGUUUAAAAUGUUCUUGUAAUCAAAACCACGCACAAUAUGAAUGGCUAGUACAAAUUAAAUGCUCUCAACAUAAGCCUGAAGUAAUUUCAAUGGUAUUUUUUAAUUAGGAGCCGAACAAAACUGCUUUCAUUUUUAAAACAACAGUAGUAAUGAAUCUCAUCUUCAAUAUCAUGGCUUAGCAGUGAGAACUCUCAUCUGGCUGUUACCAGACUGAGAGGGUCAAACCCACAAUGCCAAGUGAAUGCCCUCAAAAAAAGCUUUCCUUGGGAGUGGAUAGUGGUAUGUGCUGGGAAUGAGAGGCAUGCACCACCCUUCUUGUUGAAUUUGAGUUGAUUUGGAAAAAAUAAUUAACAAUACAUUUAUUCCAGGAGAGGCAAGUAUGCAGUUCUAUAAGCUAGUGUUUUGAGACUCACCUUAGUACACGGGUCCCAGCUCCUCCUUCACAGAAUGCAUAUUUUAUCCAACUCAUUCACAUGAAAAAGGUUGCCAAAUUUUGAAAAAAAAAGGAAACAAAACACCACCAAAAACUGGUUUUCAGACAGAUUUCAGAAAGAUGUAUUUGAAGAUACAUUUUUUUCUUCAUGUGCUAAGAAAAGUGAUUGCCUUCUGAAGGGGAAAUAUUUAAUCAGACAUGGAUAUGUUCACUAAUACUUCUCAAACUUUGAAUUUUAUUUUUUUCACUGAUGAAGCAAAAGAUUAGUAGCAUCACAAAGCUCCAUUCAUUGGUGUAUACAGUUGGUUCUGUUGAUGUGUAUAUUUCCUGCGUUCAUUUGUGGACUGAACAUCAGUAUUUUCAUACCGAAAUGCCAAUACUGAAAAUAUUACACUGUGGUCUGCACACUGAGGGAUCUGUUCUUCACUAACAUACAUGUAUUGGUCCUACUGGCACUGUUUGGGAUUCCUCAUUGUAUAAUGUCCUUGGGCCUUUUUUUCUUUUCUUAACUAAAAGCCAGUUUGUCAUCUACCUUUCUUCACAUAGUGUAAUCUCUCUGACAUAGAGAAUUUGGGGGGAGUGAAAUACUACUCACUGUGAAUUAAAAGAAGAACUGAGCCCUUAGUUUAGUGCAGAAUAAACAAAACCAGAAGCAGUAACUUUCAGGCAAAACAGUUUUAGCAUAUUUACUAUAUGUACUAUGAUGAAGAUAAUUCACUAAGGUGCUAUAUGAAUGUGUUAUUUUUAGAUCAAUGUUCAAACAUGAUGCUCUGUUUUACUCUCUUCUCAGUAUUCUCUUGUGUUAGACAGUAAUGGUUUUGCUUUUAUAAAGGGAAAUGGGGAACUUGUUCAUUAUUGGAUUAUCAAAAGUUAAAUAAAGAGCAAACUAUAACACCUUAGAAAAUAUUUCAUCUGGAAAACUAUUAAAGGAAAAAAAAGCUAUGGUUAACCAUCUUAAAAACUGCAGAUGCAAUCAGCUUUCAUUGUGAAGCAUUUCAGAGAUUCUGAUGGAAAUGAUAGUUCUUACUACUCUCAUGUUAAAUUUGCAGUUCUGUUAGGCUACGUAUCAAUAAGUAUUAAAUUAUGAGUAGUAAGGCAGAUCAUGUAUCAUGAGCUCAAGCAGUGUUGUAUCCUCAAAUGGUACAGUAUAGUGUUUUGCAAAACACAGGUGGAAAAUUCAGAUGUAUUAUAUUGAAAACAAAUUAAGUGAUUUUGAUGUCAUAUUCUAUAUACAAAGACAAAUGAAUUGAAGUGUCUCCACCACUCCAUCAACUUGUCAGAUAAAGAAAAACGGGGGGCUUAAUCCUUGUUCUUCUCUGCUUAGUCCUUGGACAUGAAAACUACAAAAUUUCUACUCCUUUUUGUGGAAGCAGGAUUGACCUAUAUAUCACAAAAGACUUAAAAUGUUGAUUUUUUGUAAAAUAACUAUUUUUUUGAUAUACACAAAUACUUGUCUUAUCUUCUCCAUUUUAGUUUUAGCCAUCCAGGAAGGCUGAAAUGAAAAGUCUCCAAACAGAUGAAUUUUGGUAUCUCUGGAUGGCAUUUUUCAAGUUCUUGCCUCUUUUACUAGUUUUGUCACAGCAAAUACAUUCUGUGACAUCUAGGCAUUCAUGCCCUUUAACAGCACAGUCAGGGAUGUAGACGAAGGCUCGAUUGCUGCUUCUGCUGUAAAUGGAGAGAAAGAGGAGCACGUCCAGGGUCAUCUCAGCAUACAAUGGUUGUCUAAGAUGUGUUUCUCUCUACUGACUACGGUGGGAGGCUAUGCAAGGGGUUUGGCCUGAACGUUCAUUUCCUAGAUAAUCAGGGAUAGAGGAGAUCUGUUUCUUUUGCAUGAUUACACAUAAUAGGUAUAAAUCUAGACAAAAACAUAUGAUACAUAUAAACCUUUACAGAUAAUUUCCUAUCAGCAGCACCACUUUUCACAGCAGGCAUGUUCAGUAUCUUCUUCAUAAAUAUUAUCUUGCAAUUUCAAUGAAGAUAAUUUGUUCGGCUUUAAAAUAAGGAAUAUGAAUCUCCACCUUGAAUCUAAAGCAUUAUUUAUUACAUGUUAGUUUAACAAUGAAAUUAACUACAGAGAAAGAUUAAUUACAAUAACAUCUCCAUAAUAGUAGUUUGUUGUUAAAUUGGCAUAAAAUUGAAUUGGCAUCUGGGCAGAUACUAGUCUAUUUUUCAGCCACAUUUCUAGACGUUUUUCAACUGACAUAAUACCUACUACAAAUUCUCAAAUAAAAUUCCACUUUGUCCUGACAGUUGUAAAAAGGCUCUUAAAAUUCCACGUAGAACUUGAAAGUACUUUAAGUAGGGUUAUAUUGCUAAUUAAACCCUUUGCCAGCCCUUUGCUGGGCUUAUGUAAGAGUUUCACAUUUAAUGAGUAAAGCUGAACAUCAAAAGCUGAUGCUCAUUUCCUCCGUUCAGCUGGUUAAAUAGCUGCCUUCCCUCUUUCUUCCUAUUUACUCAUUAACAUUUGUUUUGCUUUUGCCAGUUCAGGAAAACCUGCCUGGCAGCCAUGGAAAUCUCAGGCUGUGAGUUCUCACUCUCAGAGGUACUGUGUUUGUACUUCAUGAAAUGAUCCCGUUUCUUAACAGACAACGUACCAUUUUUUGAAAUCCAGCACAAGCACAGUGUUCAGUUUCUUGGGCUCUCUCGGUGUUAUUAGAGUGGGU